AUGAAGACUUUUACACCCUUCUGUGUUUUACUGACCAUUAUAGUGUUGGAAUGCCUAUUUCCAAACGCUCACGGUAAAAACUACACUGAUGCAAUGAGUCUCCGCUCGACUUUACUACAAAAUUACCACAAGGAUAUCGUGCCUUUGGCGAACCUGUCUUCAACCAUGAAAGUGAACGUUACUUUGUAUCUUUACUCGUUGUUGGAAAUUGAUAGCGUAAAAGGAUCAGUGACGAUGCCGUUGAUGACAAUGUGCACGUGGAUGGACGAACAACUAACAUGGACGCCGUCAGAUCAUGGAGGUAUUGAGGAGAUUGCGUUCUACCAGAACGAAGUUUGGAAACCUCCGUUGAGCCUUGGUACUCCAAUCGAAUUUGUUAUCAUGCAAAACGACAUGAUGCAUGUGAUUGUGAUGCAUAACGGAAUGGCCAUGAUGUCCCCUGGAAAUAUCAUUGAGAGCGCCUGCACUUUCAACAUGAAGUUCUGGCCCUUUGAUAAACAGGUGUGUGAUGUGAGUUUCUGGGCCUACGAUGUUAUAGACAACCAAGUGGAACUAAAUAUUCCUGACGACGGUUUUGUCAGCCUUGUGACCAAAAACGCUGAGUGGAUAUUAGAAUCUACGAGGUUCUUCAAACGGCAGUCUGGAAUGAUGAAUGAAAUUGUUUUUCGGCUGUAUCUAAAACGCCAGUCAGGGUUUUAUGUUUUGACCAUUCUGCUACCAAUAAUUGGCUUGUCAAUUCUUGGAACAAUGGCUUUCCUUCUUCCCGUCGACUCCGGAGAGAGGGUCGGGUUUUCAGUAACAGUUAUGCUAUCACUGUCAGUGUUUCUUACAGUUAUUGCAGAAGAAAUGCCCAAAACAUCGGAUCCUAUUUCCAUAGCCGCAGUGCUUAUUGUUUUUCAGACGGUCUGUGGGUUAUCUGAGACUAUGAUCGCUAUUCUCACCGUGUUUGUAUAUCAAAAAGAUGAAAAAGAAAAAAUGCCUAGCUGGGGUAAAGCGUUUAUAAGGGCAAGGAAAUGCUUUAAUAACAAAGUAGAAGAUGAGGUCCAUAACGAUAAUGUUGAGGCAAUGAAUGAGUCUACAUCCGGGAACCUCAAACAAAGAAAUCAAUUACUGGAUUCAAACAAAGGUAUCACUGAAGAAAGGAAAGCUGACAGAGCAAAUGACAUUGAUAACGACCAAGAUAAAGAUGGAAAUGAAACUUCUGAAUGGGUACUCCUGUCUGAUGCUAUUGACAAAGUUUCAUUUAUGUUUUUCUUUGGUAUUUGUGUCCUAGUAACACUUGUCCUGAUGGUCUACAUGAUUGCUGGGUCAGAGUAUGUAGAAUAUUGAAUAUAGCGUUUAUAAGUAUUUUAAGGUCUAGAAAUACAUAAUACGUUGGUGUUAAAUGGAAACAAUAUUAUAAAAAGUGUUCUAUAAUUUAAAUGUGUUACUAUGGUAAAAGUCAUUCAAAAGCAUAUCACAUUUGCCAAAUUUAAUUGAAAGCAUAUCUGUCCACCUUUUAUAUUGGCAGUUGAAGAAAUAGAAAACGUAA
Molecule: messenger RNA, 1531 nt
Organism: Mya arenaria
Lineage: Eukaryota; Metazoa; Mollusca; Bivalvia; Myida; Myidae
Product: acetylcholine receptor subunit alpha-like
Exons: 1
Coding region: 1-1329 (442 amino acids)
Biological process (GO): signal transduction; nervous system process; chemical synaptic transmission
Cellular component (GO): membrane; synapse; neuron projection
Molecular function (GO): extracellular ligand-gated monoatomic ion channel activity; neurotransmitter receptor activity; transmembrane signaling receptor activity
Source: RefSeq, a predicted model, not a curated record